Melitaea cinxia (Glanville fritillary) is the source of this 1346-nucleotide messenger RNA. It is a transcript of the gene mms4, whose product is annotated as crossover junction endonuclease EME1. Gene Ontology annotation, cellular component: nucleus; Holliday junction resolvase complex. The transcript has 10 exons. NCBI's taxonomy places the organism in Eukaryota, Metazoa, Arthropoda, Insecta, Lepidoptera, Nymphalidae. Gene Ontology annotation, biological process: resolution of meiotic recombination intermediates; double-strand break repair; replication fork processing. The record is from RefSeq and is a predicted model, not a curated record. The coding region runs from base 135 to 1301 and encodes 388 amino acids.
CUGUGACAUCUGUCAGAACAAGUCAUCUGUAAACUUGUAAACAAAAAUUCAAAACAAAAUAUAGUAAUCGUUUUAUUAUUUAAAUAGAAAAUAAUUAAAGUCAAUAAUUAGAUAUUAAUCCUUAAGUUUGAAUAAUGAAUACGAUAGAGCUUUCUAGUGACGACAGCAGUCACAGCGAUUAUAAUGUCAUGCGAAAAACCGAUUUGGCGGUAUUAAAUACAAAAGUGAAUGAGAAUCAACAAUUUAUUCCUUCAAGUAGCAGAAGUUCCAAAAAGAGAAAAGGGGGCAACAAAGAUGGUAACUCAGACAAUUUAGCAAAGAAGCAAAAAGCUGAUAAACAAGCUACAAAGCAGAAAGCAGCAGAAGAGAGACGGGCUGCUAAAAAUGCUAACAAAAUAUUUAAGCCUGGAGAAUGCAUGAAGCAUAUGACACUAGAAAUUCAUCCAGUACUCCUGGAGUCGUGGUUCUGUGCAGAUGUUCAACGGGAAGUGAGUGUCAGCGGAGCACACUUGAAAACUUCAUCAACCCUGUGUGAUCCCGCUUUAGUCCUAUGGACCAGAUUAGUGCCGCCAUCUUUAGUUAAUAACGACGGACUGGUACAACUAACCCCAUUGAAACAACGCUGUAACCAGGGCCUGUACAUACACACAGCUCAAGAUAUUGAGAACUUAGUCGCUACUCGUACUCUGGCUAACCAUGUCCAGAGAGCGAAGGACUUGGCCGGUUGUGGUCUAACGCUCGUCGUGUUUGGUGUUAAGGAUUAUUUCAAAACCUCCGGUCGCAAGACAAAUAACAGUAAACAGAAGCUGAUGACUGAGAUUGAUCUGGAGAAAGCUGUAACAGAUCUGCUAGUGAGUACAGACAGCGACACAGUGCUGGUGAACACUCCCAACGAGCUCGCGCUCACCAUCGUACAGUUCACAAAAGCCAUCGCCGAGGAACCGUACAAAAAAGCUAAACGAGCGCUCGACGAGCAGGCUGAUUUUUACAUGAGAGGCGAAAACAAGAAAUGCGUGUCAGUCGAUAAAGAUGGAAACGGUCUCAGUAGACUAUGGCAACAAAUGAUCGCUAUUUUGCCGCUUUCUAGUCUGGAGACCUCUAGAGCACUGUGUGCUCAGUAUCAAACACCACUGGCUUUGUAUGAGGCUCUUCAACAAUCAACUGGGGUAACGGACGUAGCUAAUAUAGGCGUUUCACGCGCCGCGGUCCCAGGUUCAAAGUCGCGUCGGAUUGGCCCUGAGUUUGCUAGGAAAUUACACACUUUGUUCACUGCUGAUGAUGGAAGUGUUCUGUUAGACUGAAAUUGUAUUUAAUAUAAAUAAAUAAAAUGACCAGUUUUUUUUAAA